Molecule: messenger RNA, 4199 nt
Organism: Synchiropus splendidus (mandarinfish)
Lineage: Eukaryota; Metazoa; Chordata; Actinopteri; Syngnathiformes; Callionymidae
Product: mast/stem cell growth factor receptor kita-like
Exons: 20
Coding region: 104-3031 (975 amino acids)
Biological process (GO): Kit signaling pathway; Fc receptor signaling pathway; positive regulation of receptor signaling pathway via JAK-STAT
Cellular component (GO): signaling receptor complex
Molecular function (GO): transmembrane receptor protein tyrosine kinase activity; cytokine binding; ATP binding
Source: RefSeq, a predicted model, not a curated record
GGAUCACCAGGAUUUGUUUAUGCGCGCACAAGCGUGGAGAGAUCUGCUCUGCUGAGGAUGUCUUCUGUUUCACUAGGUGGAGUAGAGUGAAGCGGCCGCAGCCAUGAGAUGCCUCUGGAUGGUUUUGGUCUAUCUGCCGCUCACAGGUUGGUGCACGCCCGUCAUUUCUCCCCCUGGGCCUCACGUCGUCGUGCCCAAGAAGGGGAAGCUGGAGCUGCGUUGCCAUGAAAACACAACAACGCCUGGUAUCCCAUCCAGGGUGAGAUGGAUGAGGGAGAAGUCUCGCAGGCUGGAGGGAGAAACUGAGGAAGGCGGCGUCGCUCUCCUCAGGGUCCCGUCAGCUUUAGCCUCCCACAUGGGCCGUUAUGUCUGCGUGAACAACAACACCAAGGAACACAGCUCCAUAUACGUCUAUGUAAAGGACCCGCUGAGUGCUUUCCAGCGCAGCAUGGUGAACGUCAUCCUGGUCCGUGCCGGCGAGAACUGCACGAUCCCCUGUCUCGUGACCGACCCAGGGGUCACGUCGCUGUCUUUGAAGACAUGUGACGGGUCACCUUUGCCCCUCGGCCUGAAGUACCAGAGCGACCUGGAGCGAGGCAUCAUCAUCGGCAACGCGAUCAAGGAAUACGACGGGUGUUACGUGUGCGUGGGGCAACUGGGAAAAGACAAUCUGGUCAUAUCCAGUCAGUACACUGUGGAUGUGAGACUUGCGCCAGAGGCGCCGCCGGUCGUCUUGCUCUCCCAAAAAGGUUCAGUGAUCUUGAAGAAAGGAGAGAAGCUUGAGUCGACGUGCAGCUCCACCAACGUCAACCCAGAGUUCAGCCUCCAGUGGGAGUUUCCUUCAGCCUCGCACCCUGAAGAAUCUCAGAGCUCGCACAUCCUGUCGGGGUCCCGUGUGUACCAGCGGACCACGACUCUCCUCAUCAGAUCCGUCCAACUGUCUGACUCUGGGAUCUACACGUGUUCCGCUCGGAACGAGAGAGGGUCCAGCGCCGGCCUGCUGCAGCUGGACGUCUAUGAUCAGGGAUUCAUCACUGUGGUGGGCAGCAAGAGUCCGGUCCAUGCCGUAGUCAAGGAGGGGGAGAGCCUGAACCUCAGAGUCCAGUGUGACUCCUACCCGGCCCCCACCUCUCUGUUUUGGUCCUACAACGGCAGGAAACUCCUCAACACCUCUGAGCAUGUGAUCAGCGUGCACCGCCACCGAUACAGGUAUGUGAGCGUGCUGCGACUGGUGAGGGUCGUCGGUUCAGAGGGUGGGGUGUACAAGUUCUCAGCCAGUCACGAAGACGCCUCUGUCACCCAUUCAUUCCAUGUUUACGUCAACGUCAAACCAGCCAUCGUCGCUAAGGAGGGGCCUGUUGACGGACAGGUGCGCUGCGUGGCCGCCGGCUUCCCCGUGCCGAAAAUCAGCUGGUUCUUCUGUGAUGUACCACACUCUAGGUGCUCCCGCCUCCCUAAUGCCACACAAUGGGAGACCCCGGACGUCACCAUGGUUACCGAGUCGCAGUUUGGGCGGGGUGAGGUGGAGAGCCGACUUAACAUCAGCAAGGAACACGCGCGCUACAACACACUGGAGUGUGUGGCCUCCACAGAAGGAGACGAAGCCUACACGCUGUUCUCCAUAAGCGAACGAGUGGUUCCUCAUAAACUCUUCACCCCUGUUUUAAUUGCCACCGUGGCCAUCGGCUUCCUGCUCCUUGUCUUCGUGGUUGUGCUGCUCUAUAAGUACAUGCGGAAACCAAAAUUCCAAAUCCAGUGGAAGGUCAUUGAGAGCAUCCAUGGCAACAACUACAUCUACAUUGACCCCACCCAGCUUCCCUACGACCCCAAAUGGGAGUUCUCUCGACAGAAGCUGCGCUUAGGAAAGACUCUGGGCUCCGGAGCCUUCGGGAAGGUGGUGAGAGCGACAGCGUACGGACUGUGCUCGGCCGACACGGUGACGACCGUCGCGGUGAAGAUGCUGAAGCCCAACGCUCACUCCACGGAGAAGGAGGCGCUGAUGUCAGAGCUGAAGGUUCUCAGUUACCUUGGGAACCAUGUGAAUAUCGUGAAUCUGCUGGGAGCGUGCACGGUGGGAGGCCCACUUUUGGUCAUCACCGAGUACUGUUGCUAUGGCGACCUCCUCAACUUUCUGCGGCGGAAAAGGCCAUGUUUCCUCAACUCUGGGCUGGAUGACGGUUACUAUCGCAAUGUGGCCAACGGAGUGGAGAACUUGGGGAGAGAGUCCACUGCGAACGGAUACACACCUAUGAAACCGUCUGAGAAGGGAAGGUCGUCUCAGUCAGGUAGCGUCCUGGAUCAGAAUGAGGACCAGGUCCGUCGGCUAACGCUGCUGCUUAACGUCCCGCUAGAUGACCUUGUGGAUGAGCUGUCUCUGGAUGCAGAAGACCUCCUCAGCUUCUCCUUCCAGGUGGCAAAAGGAAUGGAGUACAUCACUUCUAAAAAUUGUAUUCACAGGGAUCUUGCUGCGAGAAAUAUACUGUUGACUCAUGGCAGGGUUGCUAAAAUUUGUGACUUUGGAUUGGCGCGGGACAUCACCACGGAUGCCAGCUACGUGCUCAGAGGCAACGCGCGUCUUCCGGUCAAGUGGAUGUCUCCUGAGAGCAUCUUCGACUGCGUCUACACCUUUGAGAGCGACGUGUGGUCGUACGGCAUCCUCCUGUGGGAAAUCUUCUCCCUGGGAAACAGCCCCUAUCCCGGGAUGCAGGUUGGAUCGGCGUUUUAUCGGAUGAUCCAGGAAGGUCAGAGGAUGAGCAGGCCGCAGUUCGCCCCCGCUGAGAUGUACGACAUGAUGCUGUCCUGCUGGAACCAAGACCCUCUGAAGAGGCCUUCUUUCAGGAAGCUGGUGGAGAAGACCGAAGCGUUGCUGUCAGAGAACACCAGGAAUGUGUACCUGACGCUGAGUGUCACGUCAAGCGCGGCCGAUCAACAGAGGGCGGCGUCGCGGCGGCUGAGCUCCGUGUGCAGCACCACCGCACCCACCCAGCCUUUACUGCAGAGCACCGCCGACGUCUUUUUGGACUACGUGUGAGAGAAACGCACGCGACUUGUGACCCGACUGCUGCAACACAUUCCUGAAAGGUGGUGACCCUGGAUAGGCACAUUCGGCUAGGCCCGGCCACACCCUCACACCUGCCCCCGCCCAACUGUCUGCUCUUGUUUGGAGUGCGCAGUGAGAGAGGAGCGUCGCCUCAGAGGGCGGAGCCAUUCAGACUACUAACCUCAGCUACUAAACCUGACCUGGGUGUGAAGAAUGUCUGCUUCCCAUGCACAUUCUCAGCGCUCCUGCACCAACCACCCGUGCUUUAUCUAACACCACAGUUCCUUUGGUGUUCAGCUGAUCUUUGUGGGCUUUUGUCAGACAAUCAAAACGACUUCAUUCACCAGUUUCAUUGUCUAAAACGUACCAAAAUCAAUUCAUGUUUUUCAGGAUCUGACCUCCUUAUAAAGGAUCCACAAAGCUAGUUCCUGGGGUCUGGACGUGGUCCAAAGCGAGUGAAACGGUUGACCACUUUUUUCUUUGCUCCAUCCAAUUUGAAUGUCUCGCUCUUACAGGUGUGUUACUCACCGUUCAUUUUAGCAUUUUAGAGAGUUUUAGUUUUCAUUCUCGGACAUGUAGUUAAAUGUGGUGUAGUAUCUGUGGUGGAAUGAAUGUGGAUGUGGAGUCAUCAAACUGGUAGUUAAAGUCGUAGUAGUCAGUGAGACUGAGACUGACCGAACUAGUUACAGACAAUCCAAGCACCUGAAGAAUGAUCAGAGUGAUUUGAGUUUGUGUCUUCGGAACAUCAAAAGUUUUACAUCAAGAUUUGAGCGAAAAAAAAUGGCAAAUUACAACCCCCCGCCGUGGCUUUUAAAAACACUUAUUCAAACCCUAACACUCAGUAGUUGUGCCAGCAUGUGAAUAUUUGAGCCAUAACAAAAGUUAUGCAGUAAAAACAACGGACUACUGCUUCCUCAACCAAUACUGUGAGAUACCAUUGUUGCUGUUCGUGUUGUGGUGAUAGUUUGUAUAUAGUCUGAUCAAAGCCACGCAUUUAGGACGAAUCCUGUGCCCCUGUGAUGUCAAAGCUGUAUGCGAUGUCAAUAGAGAUAUGUGCCUUUAGAUCUUUUUAUUUAUCUUCUUUCUUUUUGUUACUCGUGAAAAGGUGAGAGCACAGGAGAGGCGCGGUGCCGAGCGUUUUGAUACUGUUGGUUGACUU